Messenger RNA from Silurus meridionalis, 2294 nucleotides. It is a transcript of the gene htr2ab, whose product is annotated as 5-hydroxytryptamine (serotonin) receptor 2A, genome duplicate b. Lineage: Eukaryota; Metazoa; Chordata; Actinopteri; Siluriformes; Siluridae. Gene Ontology annotation, molecular function: G protein-coupled serotonin receptor activity; neurotransmitter receptor activity. The record is from RefSeq and is a predicted model, not a curated record. Gene Ontology annotation, cellular component: plasma membrane; dendrite. Bases 349 to 1713 code for a protein of 454 amino acids. Gene Ontology annotation, biological process: G protein-coupled receptor signaling pathway, coupled to cyclic nucleotide second messenger; chemical synaptic transmission. The transcript is spliced from 4 exons.
AUGAGGUGUGGAGCGUCUGAGAGACGGGGAAUGGAUUCUGCGAUGAGUUUGUCUCACUUGGAUGCUGACCGCUCUGGACCACUGAGGGUAUUUCUGGUUGAAAAAAGAGCAGAAAGGACUGUGUUGCUCGGGAAAUGCUCCGGAGGUCAAUAGAAGUCAUUUAUCCAUCAUCACAGCUGGCUGCCAUCAGAACCUGCCUCACUCUACCUCCAUAUUGUGCGUGUGUCUUUGAAGAACAUCUGGUGAAAACUAUGCUGUAAGACAUUCACGGCGUUUCCAAUGACACGCUCUACAUAUCUGGCUUUAAUCCGCCCGCUGCGCUGAGUGUCUUCUCGCCACGCCACAACCAUGUCCGAUGAGGAGCAAAGAGCCAACAGGAGCACACAUGGGUUCAAACCAGGAGCGGAACUCUGGCUCCUGGGGAACAUCUCACCCAACAAUUCUGCAAACUCCAGCACUGUUGGGGAGGACGAAACCGUGUCAACUGUGCCACGUGCCCUCGGGACCGUGCAAAAGAACUGGCUGGCGCUGUUGAUCCUGCUGGCCAUCGUCGUCACGGUGACGGGCAACAUCCUAGUCAUCAUGGCCGUGAGUCUGGAAAGGAAGCUGCAGAACGCCACAAACUACUUCCUGAUGUCGCUGGCUAUAACGGACAUGCUGCUGGGCCUGCUGGUCAUGCCUGUCGCCAUGGUGACCAUACUUUACAAUUACACCUGGCCCUUCCCGUCUGCUCUUUGUCCUAUCUGGAUCUACCUGGACGUACUUUUCUCCACAGCCUCCAUCAUGCACCUGUGUGCCAUCUCUCUGGACCGCUACAUUGCCAUCCGUAAUCCCAUCCAGCACAGCCGCACCAACUCCAGAGCCCGAGCCCGGGUCAAGAUCACAGCUGCAUGGACCAUCUCUGUAGGAAUCUCCAUGCCUGUCCCAGUUCUUGGACUCCAUGACCGCUCCAAAGUCUUCAAAGACGGCAGCUGUCAGCUGACAGACGACAGUUUUGUCCUGAUCGGCUCCUUUGUGGCGUUCUUCAUCCCCCUCGUCAUCAUGGUGGUGACGUACUUCCUGACGAUCAGCGCCCUGCAGAGCCAGGCCACUCUGUGUCUGGACCAGCUCAUCGCACGUCCCAAGUGGCUGUCCAUGCUGGAUCUUCUCCCUCGAGGCUCGCUUUCCUCUGAACGCUUAUUCUCUCAGACUUCGCUCUGCUCUGACACUAUCAUCCCUUCUGCCAGGCCGUUCAUCCGCCGCACGGCACAGUCCAUCAGCAAUGAGCAGAAGGCCUCCAAAGUCCUUGGUGUGGUCUUCUUCCUAUUUGUGGUCAUGUGGUGUCCGUUCUUUAUUACAAACGUCAUGGCGGUGGCAUGCGCCUCUUCAGCGUGCGACCCGGCCCUCAUGACCGGCCUGCUUAACGUAUUCGUUUGGGUGGGAUACUUGUCUUCAGCUGUCAACCCACUCGUCUACACGCUCUUCAACAAGACGUACCGCGCAGCAUUCGCCCGCUACAUGCGCUGCCAAUACCGUGAACCGAGCAGGUCGCUUCAGGUCAUCCUGGUCAACACAAUCCCUCCUUUGGCUUUCCACUCUUCCAAACUUCCACUUCAGGGAGACGAUUCUUUAAGACUUUCGAAAGAGGACAGCAGAUUUGGGACAUCCUCCUACACGAACCAGGUAGAAUCUCUAAAUAAGCAUGGACGAGAUGAGAUGGUGAGUCAUGUCUGAAAGCAUUUAUUUUAUGGACAUAAGGAUUGCUCAGGCUCCGGGCUUCAGGAAAUAGUGCCACAGAUUCUCAAGACUAACAAAGAGCAUAUACCAUCGGUAUAUAUACAUAUAUAUCUCACACUUUCAGUAAAUGCAAUUUUACAGUUGUGUUGUUGUUGUUUAAAGACAUUCCCAGAGGUGGCCUGCUCGCUGCAUGGAUUCUUUGGGAUUUGCCUUUUAAUGAAAAAGUGUCUGGCUGGAAAACACAUUCAGAAAAUAUGAGACUUAUGAUUUGUUAAUACCUGUGCACUGCAAUUGUCUGGCUUUCUGAGUAUCCAUUUAACUGCCUCUCUUUUGCAUAAUCUGAUUUCUCAUGGGUUCAUAUUGAAUUUUUUUGUUGUUGUUCAGGAUGAACGGGAAGCUGAUUAGAAUAGUAUUUGUGUUAAAUGUGCUUUUACAAUCAUGGGCCCCACAAUCACAAGGGAAAUAUAACAUUGAAGGAUUUAAAGGGUUUUGCAGAUUGUAUUUUCGUUACCCUGGGAAACAAGACUUAAUGGAUUAUGAACUGUGUGACAUAAUAAAUACCUGUGUAUAAAUUGAAA